Amaranthus tricolor (Joseph's coat) is the source of this 4965-nucleotide messenger RNA. Its product is annotated as putative phospholipid-transporting ATPase 9. Lineage: Eukaryota; Viridiplantae; Streptophyta; Magnoliopsida; Caryophyllales; Amaranthaceae. The record is from RefSeq and is a predicted model, not a curated record. Gene Ontology annotation, molecular function: ATP binding; ATPase-coupled intramembrane lipid carrier activity; ATP hydrolysis activity. Gene Ontology annotation, cellular component: plasma membrane. The transcript is spliced from 11 exons. Gene Ontology annotation, biological process: phospholipid translocation. Bases 701 to 4309 code for a protein of 1202 amino acids.
ACGAGUAAUAUAGCACAUAAAGUUGGAAAGUCAAAUAAGAAGGGAUGAUCCAAGUCUUCAUUCAAAGCUGCCUUGUUGAAAUGAAGAAAGAGCAAUAGAGACUUAUAAUGCCCUGAAAAUUCUUCUCUUAAUCCCUCUUUAUUUUAUCAGCCUUUGUUGAAUGUGAACUUUCUAUCUUCAUCUUCUUCAUCAUAACUUUAUUUCUUCAUUUUUUUGUCAUACUUUUUCUUCUGGGUUUUCUUUCACUAGCUCAAAGAUUACAUCUUUAUUGUCAAAUUAGUUUUUUCUUUUACUAAUCUCUAAUACCAUAGUAGGACUAUAAUACAACUGAUAGAAAUUCCUUGGGUUUUGAAAUUUGAUUUUCCAUCUUAAAAUAGUUUUUAUUGCCUGGUGCAAUAAGUUGUGAAUAUAUGUUAUAUUUAUAUCCAGUAGUACCACUUUUUUUGUCAAAUUUUUACUGGGCUUAAGCUUUCUAGGGUUAAAAAUUUAUUGGGUUUUUGAUACAAUUUGGUAAUUGCAUUAAAUAAACAUAUAUACUCCAUUAUUUACACUUGGGUAUUAUUGAAGAAGGGAGGAAAAAGAAGAAAAACAAGUAAAAAUCUCAUCUUUUUCAUAAUAUUGGCUAAUUACUUGCAAAAGUUUCCAUCUUUUAUUCCUAUUUUCUUGGAUUUGAGCUAAACUAGAGUUUAAAAGGAGUAAAAUGGCACAAGGUAGAAGAAGAAGGCUAAGGUUUAGCAAGAUCUACUCAUUUCAUUGUGGUAAAACACCUCUUCAAGAUGAAGAUCAUUCACAAAUUGGGGGACCUGGUUUUUCAAGAGUGGUAUAUUGUAAUGAAUCAAAUAGUUUUGAUUCAUCAAUCAGAAAUUACCCAGAUAAUUAUGUAAGAACUACAAAGUAUACCCUUGCAACUUUUAUACCCAAAUCUUUGUUUGAACAAUUUAGAAGAGUUGCCAAUUUUUUCUUCCUUGUAACUGGAAUCUUGUCUUUUACUUCACUUGCUCCUUAUAGUGCUGUUAGUGCCAUUGUCCCUCUCAUUUUUGUGAUUGGUGUUAGUAUGUUGAAGGAAGCCAUUGAAGAUUGGAGACGCAAGAAACAGGAUAUAGAGGUGAAUAACAGAAAAGUUAAAAUGCAUAAUGGAAAUGGAGAAUUUAAGCAAUCAGAAUGGAGGCAUUUGAAGGUAGGGGACAUAGUGAAAGUUGAGAAGGAUGAGUUUUUCCCAGCUGAUAUACUCCUGCUUUCAUCUAGCUAUGAGGAUGCUGUGUGCUAUGUAGAAACUAUGAAUCUUGAUGGGGAGACUAACUUGAAAAUGAAACAAGCACUUGAGGUUACGGCAUCUUUGCUCGAGGAUUCGAGCUUUAAGGAUUUUAGAGCCACCAUUAGAUGUGAAGAUCCCAAUGCAAAUCUGUAUAGUUUUGUAGGAAGUAUGGAUUAUGAGGAACAACAACACCCGCUUAGCCCCCAACAACUUCUCCUCAGGGAUUCGAAGCUUCGGAAUACAGAUUACAUAUAUGGUGUUGUUGUCUUCACGGGUCAUGACACCAAGGUUAUGCAGAAUGCCACCGAGCCACCUUCAAAGCGAAGCAGAGUCGAGAAGAAAAUGGAUCAGAUAAUUUACUUCUUGUUUUUCAUGAUGUUCUUGAUGUCUUUUGUUGGGUCUGUAGUGUUUGGUGUAACCACCAAAGAUGACCUAAAAAAUGGCAUAAUGAAGAGGUGGUACCUUAAACCAGAUAACUCAGAAGUUUUCUUUGAUCCCAAGAGGGCCCCACUUGCAGCAUUUUACCACUUCCUCACUGGCCUUAUGUUGUACAGUUACCUGAUUCCGAUCUCCUUGUAUGUGUCUAUAGAGAUCGUGAAAGUUCUUCAGAGCCUUUUCAUCAACCAAGAUAUUCAAAUGUAUUAUGAGGAAGCCGACAAGCCAGCACAUGCCCGUACCUCAAACCUGAAUGAAGAGCUUGGUCAAGUUGAUACUAUACUUUCUGAUAAGACGGGUACUUUGACCUGUAAUUCUAUGGAGUUUAUUAAGUGUUCUAUAGCCGGGACAGCUUAUGGACGAGGAAUUACUGAGGUCGAGAGGGCUAUGGCUAAAAGAAAAGGUUCGCCUUUACCGAGUGGGUUGGCCAAUGUUUCACCACUAUCCAAUAACGAAAAUGAUGAAAGUGAGGAGGAUUUUGCUGAGGCAAGUUCGGGUAUUAAAGGGUUUAAUUUCAAAGAUGAAAGGGUUAUGAACGGCAAAUGGGUGAAUGAGCCGAAUUCACAUGUUAUUCAGAUGUUCUUUCAGCUGCUAGCUUUGUGCCACACUGUGAUUCCGGAAGUAGAUGAAGAGACCGGAAAUAUUUCCUAUGAAGCCGAAUCACCAGAUGAGGCAGCUUUUGUUAUUGCAGCCAAAGAACUCGGCUUUGAAUUCUACAAAAGAACUCAAACAACCGUAUCAUUGCAUGAGUUGGAUCCUCUUUCGGGCCAGAAAAUCGACAGGGAAUACAAAAUCUUGAGCAUUUUGGAGUUCAACAGCACCCGAAAAAGGAUGUCAGUGAUCGUCGAAAAUGUGGAUGGGAAAAUGUUUCUACUCUGCAAGGGUGCUGACAGUGUUAUAUUUCCACUGCUAGCCAAGCAUGGUGGUGAAUUUGAGGCGCAGACCAGAGAUCAUGUACAUGAAUAUGCCGAUGCAGGGCUGAGGACCUUACUGCUUGGCUAUCGAGAAAUAAACGAAGAAGAAUUCAGAGAGUUCAAUGAAAAAUUUAAUGCUGCGAGGAAUGCUGUUAGUGCCGAUAGGGAAACACUAAUCGACCAAGCCGCAGAGACCAUUGAAAGAGAUUUGAUUCUUCUAGGUGCUACUGCGGUCGAGGACAAACUUCAACGUGGGGUUCCAGAAUGUAUCGACAAACUUGCACAAGCUGGAAUAAAGAUAUGGGUCUUGACCGGGGAUAAAAUGGAGACGGCUAUUAACAUAGGUUUUGCUUGUAGCUUGUUGAGACAAGGGAUGAAGCAGAUAAUAAUCAAUCUAGAAGACCCAGAAAUCAAAACAUUGGAAAAAUUGGGUGACAAGGAUGCUAUUACUAAGGCGUCUAAAGAAUCCGUGCGUAAACAAAUUACUGCUGGCAAGGCCCAACUUGGUGCGUCCGGUGCAACUUCGGAGGCUUAUGCCUUGAUCAUUGACGGAAAAUCUCUUGCAUAUGCGCUGGAGGAUGAUAUAAAGAACAAAUUCAUCGAGCUUGCAAUUGGCUGUGCUUCUGUAAUUUGUUGUCGGUCAUCACCAAAGCAGAAGGCACUGGUUACAAGAUUGGUGAAAAAUAGUACUAAGAGGACAACUUUAGCAAUCGGUGAUGGAGCGAACGAUGUGGGAAUGCUUCAAGAAGCUGAUAUCGGGAUUGGGAUAAGCGGUGCUGAGGGAAUGCAGGCUGUUAUGUCUAGUGAUAUUGCUAUUGCUCAAUUUCGGUUUCUGGAACGUUUGCUACUCGUACACGGACAUUGGUGUUACCGAAGGAUAACCUCUAUGAUUUGUUAUUUUUUCUACAAGAAUGUGGUAUUUGGAGUCACACUUUUCUUGUUUGAAGCCUAUGCAUCAUUUUCUGCUCAACCGGCAUAUAAUGAUUGGCUUUUAUCACUAUACAAUGUGUUCUUCACAUCACUUCCUGCAAUUGCUUUGGGAGUCUUUGAUCAGGAUGUUUCUGCACGUUUCUGUCUCAAGUUCUCGCUACUCUAUCAAGAAGGUGUUCAAAACGUCCUCUUCAGUUGGUUGCGAAUACUCAGCUGGAUGGUCAACGGAAUGAUUAGCGGUAUAAUCGUCUUCUUCUUCUGCAAAAAAGCUUUGUCGUAUGAAGCUUUCAGCGACAACGGCCGACCUGUGGACUACGAAAUAUUCGGAGCAACAAUGUACACAUGUCUCGUCUGGUUAGUCAACUGUCAAAUGGCGCUAUUCAUCUGCUACUUCACGCUAAUACAACAUAUCGUGAUUUGGGGUUCUAUUGCGUUUUGGUACGUCUUCCUUUUGAUUUACGGUGCAAUGAAUCCCGAAUUUUCAACUACAGCAUAUCAGGUUUUCGUUCAGUCACUUGCCCCGACAUCAAAAUAUUGGAUCUUGACGAUUUUUGUCUUGAUCUCCGCCCUUGUCCCCUACUUUACUUACUCCGCUCUUCAAAUGAGGUUUCUACCUAUGUACCAUCAGAUGAUCCAAUGGAUAAGGCACGAGGGGCAGACUGAGGACCCCGAGUACUGCCAUAUGGUCAGACAGAGAUCAAUACGGCCCCAAACUGUGGGCUACACAGCCCGCGCAGCUGCUAGUAGAAGGGAUAGACGCCAAAGUAAAAGCUAAUGACGUAUAUAGGUCCGUCAGAAAGGUAUCCAGUAAAAAAUAUCGAGAGCAUUUGGAUCGUUUUUUUCGACCUGAAUUUUGUUAUCAGUAUUAGGAAUAUAUUGUACAGAAGAGUAUACUCAAGCUGUAUCAUAUGUAUCGGAUAGCGCACAAGAGUCUAGCAUAUGUACAUUCUCAGCUCUUUCUUUUCGUCCACAAGCUGUUAAUAUUUUUGGUUACGACUCAUAAUCUCUAGAACGGUUGUACAGAAACACGAUUUUAUGAUGUAGAUGAAAAUUAUUUUGUUCUAUGAUGGUAUCAAUAACAAGACCAAUAAUUUAGUAUAGCGGAAUAUAUUAAAUAUGAUCAUAAUGAUGUGUUAGAUUUUAGAAAGGGGUCUAGACAACUCAAACGAGAAGAAGAGUUAAAUUACAUACAAAUCCAAAGGUUUAAACUAAAACGAUCAAUUGGUAGUAGGAGUUACUCUAUUUGUUUAUAAAGUGAUGUAUACUCUUUUUUUUCUCUGAUAUGGGAUAGCUCACAUGUGGAUAAUAAAUGGACACUUUAAAAUGACGAUAUCCAGCCUCAAGUUGAUAAUGUUGAUACUAAUAAAGGGGAGGAGUGAGCCAUCAAGACAGCUGAUAAAAACUCCAAAUCAAGACUUUCUACUCCCUACA